Messenger RNA from Solanum stenotomum, 308 nucleotides. RefSeq names its product 60S ribosomal protein L37-3-like. NCBI's taxonomy places the organism in Eukaryota, Viridiplantae, Streptophyta, Magnoliopsida, Solanales, Solanaceae. Gene Ontology annotation, molecular function: structural constituent of ribosome; RNA binding. Gene Ontology annotation, cellular component: cytosolic large ribosomal subunit; ribosome. Bases 54 to 293 code for a protein of 79 amino acids. The transcript has a single exon. Gene Ontology annotation, biological process: translation. The record is from RefSeq and is a predicted model, not a curated record.
CAAGUUGAGAACGCCCAAAAGGAGGUUGCUAGGGUUUCUGCAACUGCAGCGUAAUGGGGAAGGGAAUAGGAAGCUUUGGUAAGAGGAGGAACAAGAUCCACACACUAUGUGUGAGGUGUGGAAGACGGAGUUUCCAUCUCCAAAAGAGCCGUUGCUCUGCUUGUGCUUACCCUGCUGCCCGUAAAAGGACAUACAAUUGGAGUGUGAAGGCAAUUCGCAGAAAGAUAACUGCAAUUGGCUGCAUGAUUCGUAACGUCCCUCACAAGUUCAAGACCAAUUUCAGAAGGUACUGAAGCAGCUCCAAGAAA